Macadamia integrifolia is the source of this 966-nucleotide messenger RNA. RefSeq lists its product as uncharacterized. The coding region runs from base 373 to 894 and encodes 173 amino acids. NCBI's taxonomy places the organism in Eukaryota, Viridiplantae, Streptophyta, Magnoliopsida, Proteales, Proteaceae. The transcript is spliced from 6 exons. The record is from RefSeq and is a predicted model, not a curated record.
GCGGCAUGACCCUCCACUCCUUUGCCGGCAUAGGUCUCGGCACCGCCGACCGUGAAACCUUGCUUCUUACUGCAGCAUCUAAGAAGGAUACCUACCGGAGAUGGAGAAGGGCCAAGGCAUUGGUCAUCGACGAGAUCCAAUAUGCGAAACCCGUGGUGAAAAGUAUCACAUUUUAGGCAAUUUUUAACCAUGCAUACGGCCACAAGACUUGCCUCAAGUGCUUGCUGCAGUAACUCAUGCUGAUACACAAGAUGCAGCAUGGUUUCCGGAGACUGGAGCAACAACUCGUGUAACUGGAGAUGCUGGGCUUUGAAUUGGAGAAGAUAACAAACUGAAUGGUGGACAAGGGGAGUAGGCAAGGUGGAUUAUGUGAUGGAUGGAGCUACUGCGUUUGGUCAUUAUGAAGCUUAUUUUUUUCAUACCGUGGCAGGGUCUUUUCAUGUCAAAGUUUUCAUUCUUGUGGAAAAUCAGUUUGGGAGAAAUAUCAAGAUCUUUCAAUCAGAUGGUGGAGAUCCAGCCUUCGAGACUGUCGACACGAAAUGGUGUCUACGGAAGGAAGGUACACUUAAUCUCCCAUGGGUUAACCUUAAGGGAGUAUUCAGUUGGCAAAGAUCAACGCUUCACUAUUACGAGGUCAUGAGCUCAACUCUCCCUGGGUCUACUUCUCAGAAAAAAAAAAAAAAUCUCCCAUGGGUAGAGGCUUCAACUUUGCUUGCUCAACUGCAAUGUCUGACAUAUUUUGAAGGUUACAUUCCACGUGGCAGAUAUCAAAAGCUCAGCUUGCCUUCCCGGUUUACGCCGGACUUACACCAUUCUUUAUGCCUUCAAAGAAAGUACGGAGGGAAUAGAUUGAUAGAUAGGGCAAUUGAGGAGAGUCGCGCUUUGGCUUUGUAGAGGGUAUAUAUAUUCAUAGUUAUUAGUAUCUUUCGGCAGCGGUGGUGUCGUCAACAACGGUUAAACAAUAGC